AUGCGGCGGGUUAUUGUGGUCGAUGGGACGUUUUUGAAGAGUAAAUACAAAGGAGUUCUACUGGUUGCAACUGCUGUAGACAGGAAUUCUAAUUUGUAUUCUAUUGCAUUCGGAAUAGUUGACUCAAAGAACGAGCGGUCUUGGGAAUGGUUUAUGAGACAACUUAAGGUUGUCAUUGUUGAUGAUCAUCAUUUGGCUUUUAUUUCGGACAGAUAUGGGUCCAUCGCUAAGGCGAUUGAGAACGUGUAUCCAUUAGCUAGACAUGGUAUUUGUAUUCAUCAUUUAGUGAAUAAUGUGGUAACAUAUUAUCAUGGGAAAGGACUUGUUGGGUUGGUUUCAAAGGCGUCCAAGGCUUAUAGAGUUGCUGAUUUUGAAAAGACGUUUGCUAAUGUGUGUAAUAUCAGUCCGACAAUUGAAAAGUACCUUAGGGAGGCUGAUGUGCAUAAAUGGGCUAGAUGUCAAUUCCCUGGAUACAAAUAUGACAUAAGGACAACCAACCCUGCUGAAUCUAUCAACUCUGCUUUGCGCUCACCGAGAGUGUAUCCAGUCAUUCCUUUACUGGAUAGUAUCAGGGAAAUGCUGACACGGUGGUUUUGUAAGCGUAAGAAACUGAUUUCGAAGCAUAAACAUCCUCUGACCAAAGAUGUGGAGAAGAAGAUAGAUAGAAGAACUGAGAAAGGCUCCACAUUUGUAGUUUACCCUGUCAGGGAUGGUCGAUUGCUUGUUAGAGGUGAUAAAUUCGACUGCUUAGUUGAUUUGGAUAGAAGGACUUGCUCAUGUGGAAAGUACAACCUUUUGAAGAUCCCUUGUAGGCACACACUUAAAGCUGGUUUUCAUGUUGGAAGAGAGCCACACACAUUGACUGAUUUGAUGUAUACGACAAGAGCUUGGAGAGAAGCUUAUCGAGAAAGCAUAAAUCCUAUUGAUGUUCCUGAGGAUGCUUGGUUCAUACAAGAAGAUGUUAAGCAAGUCAAUGUGCUACCACCAGACACAAGUAGAUCAGUUGGAAGAAAAAGAAAACACAGAUAUGAAACUGUUGAAGACAAAAUUCGGUCAUCGCAAACAUCACAAAAGAAUCAGCCUCGCAAGUGUAGUAUGAGUGGGCACAACAUAGCAACUUGUGAAAUACCAAUAUAG
This is a messenger RNA of Brassica oleracea var. oleracea, 1137 nucleotides long. RefSeq lists its product as uncharacterized. Gene Ontology annotation, molecular function: zinc ion binding. The transcript has a single exon. The record is from RefSeq and is a predicted model, not a curated record. NCBI's taxonomy places the organism in Eukaryota, Viridiplantae, Streptophyta, Magnoliopsida, Brassicales, Brassicaceae. Bases 1 to 1137 code for a protein of 378 amino acids.